UGCUCCGUGGGCUCCGGGCGUGACGUAAAUCCGUGACGCAGUCAGUCCUCCAUCACUGCCUGAAAACACCCAGAACCGAGCAGCCCUCACGACGCGUGGAAAUAUGUAGUUAACUCGUCCUCCAGAGCAAAUAUCGAUCGCAGUGGCUUUGUUGGAGCCGAUAUCUUGCAUGGAAAGCUACCAUGGGUGGUCAUGAUGAUGAAGAUAUGACGUAUGUUGUAAACAAACAAAGGCAAGAUGAAGAGCUGAAAAACAAGCUGAAUGACGGCAGCCACUGGUGCGACCAGGAGUCUACGAGCAACAAUGCCAAGUGGGUCAAAGAAGGCCAGAACCAGCUCCGGAAAGUAGCCGAGAAUCAUCAGGAUCAAGAUCACAACUGCAAUAUCAGCCAGAAUGGAAACAAGGACGACUUUCCUCACCAGAACACCACUCAGGAAGAACAGCAGGGAAACGAGGAGCAGACCAAGGCCCCCAAGCUAGCAGUGACCCCCAGUCUCUGUCAGGAAGAGUCCAAGAACAUCCUCAAUGAGCCGCUGCUCAUCAACGCUUUGGAGUCAACGGCUGAGAAAGAUAAAGAGAGAGAGGAGGAUGAAAAGGAAAACAAAGAGGAUGAGGAUAAGGAAGCAUCAGAUGCUAGCGAAGGAGAAAAGGUGUCCAGACAGGGGAGCGUGGAGUCUCACAGAGAGGGCAGCGUCAUGGGGAGAAACCCUUGCCUCCUCUUCUCCAACAUGAAUGGGACACCAAGCGAUGAAGAGCCCAGCUGGCCCGCACUGUCUCAAGACAACACUGCCGACACUUCUCCAAAUGGCAACAGGGAGUCCUUCUGGGACUCCAGUGCUUUUGAGACGGACACAGACCUGCCCUCCGGAUGGAUGAGAGUGCGAGAUACAUCAGGCACGUACUACUGGCACAUUCCCACCGGCACCACCCAGUGGGAGCCUCCUUCACCCCUGGACAAAGUCGGGGACUCCAUGAUGUCCUCCAGUAUGUCUCUGGAGACUACACCCUGCGAGGAACCUGAGGAAUCUUGGGCUCAACUUUGCAGCGGAGAUGAUGGUGCAGGCGAAGCAGAGAUGUGGAGGGAGGAGGGAGAGGCUUCUUCUGAUCAAAGCCUGAAGGAGUUUGAAGGAGCAACUCUACGCUAUGCAUCAAUCAAUCUCAAUUACAAUUGCUCCCAGUCUGAGGAAGAAGAGAAGCUUGCUCCUCUGUGCACAGAUUUAGAAACUAAGUGUUUUGCAGUGCGCUCUUUGGGUUGGGUGGAGAUGUCUGAGGAAGACCUGGCAUCUGGGAAGAGCAGUGUUGCAGUCAACAACUGCAUCAGACAGCUCUCUUAUCACAAACACAACCUUCAUGACACGGCUGGUAUCUGGGGAGAGGGUAAAGACAUGCUAAUGGUUCUUGAAAAUGACACCAUGAACUUGAUCGACCCGCUGGGUCAGACUCUGCUCCAUACUCAGCCGAUCGGCAGCAUCCGCGUUUGGGGUGUUGGGAGAGACAACGGAAGGGAAAGGGAUUUUGCCUAUGUGGCCCGAGACAACCUGACCCAAGUUCUGAAGUGUCACGUGUUCCGCUGUGACUCGCCUGCUAAGAACAUCGCCACCAGCUUACAUGAGAUGUGUUCAAAGAUUAUGAUGGAGAGAAAGGCAAUGAAGCCAGGGCUGAGCAGACUUUGCUCUGACUCAGGGAAAUCAUUGGCCAUCCCCGUUGAAGAGUUUCCUGCCCCUAAAAACGAACUGUUCCAGUGCUUCCAUGUUUAUUACCUGGGAUGUGAGUCUGUGGCUCGACCAGUUGGAAUGGAAGUUAUCAACGACGCACUAGAGGCAGCGAUGCUGGGCAAAGACAAAAACGACUGGACUCCCGUGUUUGUGAAUGUUGCACCGGCCACUCUCACAGUGCUUUCAAAGCAGGAUGAAGAGGUGCUGUCAGAGUGUCGGGUGCGUUUCCUGUCAUUCAUGGGCGUGGGGAAGGAUGUCCACACGUUCGCCUUCAUCAUGGCGGAGGGUCCCCGCGAGUUCACCUGUCACAUGUUCUGGUGUGAACCCAAUGCUGCCAGCCUGAGUGAGGCUGUACAGGCUGCCUGCAUGCUCCGUUACCAGAAAUGUUUGGACGCUCGCCCUCCCAGUCUGGCAUCCUGUCUGCCCACUCCUCCUGCUGACUCAGUCGCCCGGCGGGUGAAGAAGGGCGUUCAGAGCCUGCUGGGCAGCUUCAAGAGCUACAGGUCUGGUUCUCAGUCUCCUUAAGUCGAGGCGCUGACGACCCUCUUCUGUCAUGGAGCUCCCCCCCCCCCACACCCCCUCACAAAUACUCACAUUCUGCCACAGUUUCGCCUUACAACCGUUUCUCACGUCUGGUCUCUAGUCUGCUGUGUGGAGUAGUUUGUAGGGAAAACGUGUCUCAAGAAAACAAUUUUUUUUUACGGCUUUUACUUUAUACAAGAGUUUUAAAAAUGCAUUAGUAACCAUGGCAACAGAUGGUUUUGUCACUGGUUGGUGUGUCUGUACUAUUUUUGUGUUUUUAACAGAAACAAAACAAUGAAUGUUGGUAUUCGAUGUAAUAUUUUUGACACUAAAAUCAGCUCGAAGAAAAGAAUGAUCUAUUCCUCCUCAGAAAUGCUCUCAUCAGCUCGUCCAUCUCAGUGCAAUUAUCACCUCUAACAUCAUCAUCAUCAUCGCUGAAGAACGUACUGUAUCGCAGUUGUCGGACGAUUUCACCUCUUUUGACUACUUUAGAUUGUAAUACAUGCACUGGAAGCAUCACAGUUGUGUGCAAUGUAAUUCUGUCCCUCCUUCUCCCAAAUAAUGUAAUUAUAGUCUUCCAAAGAAUUGUACGAUCAUCUGUCCCGUAGUCAGCGAGCACCCUAGUCUGUUCUCAUCCAUUCUGCAUGAACAUUUGCAAGUUCAGUGCUAAUGUGCAAUAAUUCAAUUUUUUCGUAGUAUGUAGAGGCGACAAGGGGGCAGUUCUUUGAUCACUUUUAGUCCGACUAGAUCAAGUUUGAGGCUAAAGGAACAACAGAGCCAUGUUUGAAAUCAUUGUCUUAUAACAAGUAAUGUUCAUAAAAAAAAAAGAAUAAACUCUGGGUUUUCUGGCAGUUGUUUACCAACAACUACUCUAUAGUACUGUAGAAACUCACCACAAGCUGCAUGUUUGGAUGGAGCGCUUAGCCUGCAGCAGUGUAGAGCCAUUGCGAUAUAUCCUGUAAAUUGUUUCUGUGUGGAAAGAGUCUGAGCUGAUUGGCGUUUUUUGUGUUACUUAGGCAUGCCACUCUAGUUGGUGUUUUGAUCACAAGCUAGCAGUAGAAAGUGAGACUUCCUGUCGCUUCUUUUACGGGUGAGUCAGUGUCCGUAUCCACAGUUUGAAUGAGCGGUUUAUGUUUCUUUCCUCGUCCACAUGUUGAAAUGUGCUGACCUCUCCACUUCUUUUUUUAAUUUUAACACUACAAUGUAUACAACUAAAACAAAUUUCACUUUAACUAUUUAGAUGUAGUUUUUAUUAAAAAAAUAAAACACUAAUAGCCAAGUUGUACUUUAUCAUCGUGUCUGUUGUGAGCGAUCAAUACAGUAUGUAGCACAAUAGCGAUGGUCCUUUUGAAUAUUAUUAAUGCGGUUUGUAAGCUGUUUUGGUGUUUUCUGAUCUUUACAGGUCAUUUAUCACAUCAGCUGAGCUUUUACCAAGUAGUUAGCAGCUGAGAAGGGAAGCUGUUUUAACACUUUAGCACAUAACAGUCCAUAUACCCUAACAAAUACAGUCCAGGUGACUCUACAUGUCUUUUAAUCAACCAGAACACAGAUAUCAUUUAUAUGAAAAAAAAAGAGUGCCAAAUUAUUGUUUUAAUUGAGAAGUCAAAUAGUCAUUUCACAUUAUGAAAUGGGGUAAAAAUGAAUGAUUUUUAAUUUGGUUUGCUAAAAGUUCUUACCAGCUGGUCCUGUGUAUUUAAAAUGCCACAAAAGAUGAGCUACGUUGAUCAUGUGACUGCCUUUUCCCUCACGUUUCACCUGGAAUUAUUGUGCUUCUGUGUUGCCACUGACUGAGAAAAAAAAGCAGAUUAAAUUAUUUCUUUUAUGUAAAUUGGGUGUAAAAAAUGUGUAUAUAUGACAAAAAAAUCAUUGCACAAUAAAUGUGAACAUAUCAUGUC
Messenger RNA from Oryzias melastigma (Indian medaka), 4132 nucleotides. RefSeq names its product amyloid beta (A4) precursor protein-binding, family B, member 1 (Fe65) (gene apbb1). NCBI's taxonomy places the organism in Eukaryota, Metazoa, Chordata, Actinopteri, Beloniformes, Adrianichthyidae. The transcript is spliced from 15 exons. Bases 183 to 2240 code for a protein of 685 amino acids. Gene Ontology annotation, cellular component: nucleus; cytoplasm. Gene Ontology annotation, molecular function: transcription factor binding; amyloid-beta binding. Gene Ontology annotation, biological process: regulation of DNA-templated transcription. The record is from RefSeq and is a predicted model, not a curated record.